AUGGCCCGGCCUCCGCUCCGGAAGCGGGCGAAGCAAGCCUGCGUCCCGUGCAACGCCCGGCGUGUCAAGUGCGACGCCGGCGAUAAAACCCCGUGCACCAAUUGCUCUUCGGCAGGCACGGUGUGCGAGAUCCGGGAGUCCCGACGGGGUAAACACCCGAGACACUCCCGUGGCCUCGCCGCGACGAGAUCGUCACGCCGCGCAGAAACCAGCGAGGCUGGUGUGGCGACUCCGGCUCCGACCACGCCGAGUGUCGCGAAUGAGGAUACCUUGACCCCGGGAAGCAGCCGUGUGAGCGAAGAUAUCGCGGCGUCGCACGUGUUAGCAACUCUCCGUCGGGACCCUGGCAGCGAUGUAGAGGCGAACCCCGAAAGACGUCGAAUACGGAAUCCACCCGUGACCGGACCAACCCAAUCUCUCGAGGGCCCUGGCCUUACCUUCCAACCCGACGAAGAAGGGUCCGUAUUUCUCGGCGAGCAAGACCUGCGAUUCUACCAUUCCAUCCCCAACGCGAUCAAGGCGGCCAGCGUGCUUCCGCCGUGGGCGGUCGAGAGGCGUGAAACCAAAGUCGAGCUGCUCCGCGCGCAAGGGGUCUUCUCAUACCCAGAUAACCUCGUCGUCAAAGAGAUCCUGAAAGCCUACUUCCAGUGGUUCCACCCUUGUUUCGCCGUCGUGGAUGAGCCUGACAUCUGGCGUCAAUAUGGAGACGGGACCAUCUCACAUUUCCUCUUGCAAGCCAUGCUCUUCAUCGGCUGUCUACAUUGCGACGAGGACUACCUGCGAGAUGCCGGGCUAGGCGGACGCCGACGGGCCAAGUAUCUGUUUUACAACCGUGCCAAGGAUAUUUACGACGUUGGCUUCGAGCAAAAGAAAUUGGUCGUCAUUCAGGCCUUGUUUCACCUGAGCUUCUGGAGAGACGGCGCACUCUUCGAGAAGGACGUGCGGCAUUGGCUCGGCGUCACCCUCUCCUUGGCACAGAGUAAGGGGUUUCACAGAUGUGCCGGCAUGGGGCAGACAAAGGUAGAUAGGUUGAAGCGGCGGCUCUGGUGGUCCUUAUAUACCCGAGAGAGACAGUGCGCUGCUGCACUCGGUUUACCGAACAGAGUCCGCGACGAAGACUGCGACGUGGAUAUGCUCACCGAAGCGGAUUUCACUUCUGCAUUUCAGCCAUCUACGCCGCCCGAAGUGGCCGCCGAAUGGGUAGCGUACGUCAUUAGCAUGACGCAGCUAGCGAGGACCCUAGGCAGGCUCUGCCACUGCGGCUACCUCCCGGGAAAAGUACUAUCGACGGGCGACAGAAACGCAAUGAGAGACGACCUCAUACGGUGGAAAGACGAGUUACCCCGCGCCAUGCGGCUAGACCAAGGCGACUUCGACGCGCCGCCCAGCUUCUACGCCAACAUGCUCCACCUCUCCUACAACAACCUUUUAAUUCUCCUCUACCGCGCCGGCUUCAUCGGCGGGCCCGAAAGCCGCGGCGUCGACGGCGGCGUAGCCCUGCAAGCCGCCUCGCGCAACGCCCGCAUCGUCGAGGACAUGCUCCCCGGCGGCCAGCUCCGGCACGCGCACGUGCACGUCAUCACGAACCUCUUCAACACGCUCACCGCGCCAAGGUGUAACUGGGUCCUCCGGCUGUUUUUCCAGUACUUGGACCGCUCGACCGCGGCGAGGCUGCAGAUGGAGGACGAUUCGGCGAGUACGUGCGAGGGCCCCCGAGUUGAGCCUAGGGUUAGGCUCGGCGAAGUGGUAGACGCGGAGGUGCGGAUGGCUGCUGCGCCGAUGGGAUUCGUGCCGUCGGGAAAUGAGGAAGCAGGGGCGGUUCUCGACGGGGCUACGCCGUGGUCGUGGUCGCUGGAGGAGGCGAAUCAGUUUCUGUUUUCGCAGAUCGAGAACGAUUUUGUGUUUGGGGACGGGGCUCUUCACACGAUGAGUACGGAGGAGGACUUUGCUUGA
This is a messenger RNA of Parascedosporium putredinis, 1953 nucleotides long. Lineage: Eukaryota; Fungi; Ascomycota; Sordariomycetes; Microascales; Microascaceae. The record is from the annotation of a GenBank genome assembly.